AUGGAGGUUCUAUACAUUAACAUUAAAGAAAUAUACGACAAACAUAAGGGCAGUCCUGAUUAUAUACAGAAAAUUCACAAAAACAUUUGCACUGCCCUUCGUGUUCCUUCUUCUGAAAUCAAGGUGGAAGUUUUACAGCAGAAUGAAAAAAAUAAAAAAAAUACAAAAGAAAAAGGUGUACAGUGUAACACUUUUAAAACGUAUAUAAAAAACAUUAAAAAAGAAAUGGAUGUUUUAUUGUCAGAAAAAGAGAAUGUUGAAGACAGUUCCAAUGAUAUUGUACAGAUAGAAAGAAAUUUAGAUUUUCAAGAGAUGUCAAAAGGAAAGCCUUUUAAUUUUAAAUUAAGGAAUUUGUAUUAUAUUUUUAGAAGCCACAAUGUUGGCAUUGUACAUAUAGCACCAAUUAUUGAAGCAGUUUUAAAUUUGUUUAAUAUUAAUGUAAAAAAAUUACCCAGCAAAAGUACUGCUGCAGUUUUAACUAGUGAAAUGGGUGUUGUAUCUAGAAACCAUUUAAAUGAAAAACUUUUAACUUCUGAUAAUACAACAAUGCAUAGGGAUGCGACUACAAAAAAAGGUAAACAUUUUUAUGGUGUUAAAUUGAACACAGGGGAAGAUAUUUUUACUGCGGGUGUUAGAGAAGUAUGUAAUGGAAAAAGUGGGACUUAUAUUAAUUGUACAAAAGAAAUUUUAAAUGAUUUGUCUUCUAAUGAAUGUGAAGCAAGAACUAUUUUAAAUUCAGUGUCGUGUUUUAUGACAGACAGAAGUGCCACCGAGCAGAAAGUCAAUGACAUUUUAAGCGAGGAAAUACCGCAUGAAGUUCAUUCUUUUAAAUGUGCUGUACAUCCACUUAUACAAUUUUCUGAUGUGUGUGUUGAAGAAUCUUUUAAUAUUGAAAAAGAAUUACAUGUCAAUUUUAACAGUUAUUCAAAUUCAGUCAAAGAACCUUUUAUCUUGUGUGUUUUAAAAUCUGUUUCAAAGAUGUUUUACAAAGAUGGUGUUGGAGAUCCAAAAGAUUUACAAGUUUUUAUGAAAAGCAAUGGAGUAGAAAAUAUUCCAAUAAUUAAUUUUAGAGGAAGCAGGUUUAAUGUUUCAUUUUACAAUGCUGCUGGGACUUUUUUUAUCCACAAACUACUAUUACAAUAUUUCUUUUCAUUGAAAACUUCCUAUUCGGUUUUACAGAAUUUCAUUGUUUUAUCCUUACAAAAUAAGGUUAUUUUAUGUCUUUUAAGAGCUUUUGGAAUUUUAUACAAAUUAAUUACUGAACCUUACUUUUUAAAGGCUUUAGAAGUUGGCAAUAUUUUAUAUAUGGGAUCUGUAUAUGAGAGGCUUUUACUUGUUUUGAAUAUGUUUUAUGAUGAUCCAUCAUUGGCUUUAAAGCAACAAUUGCGAUUAUUUUAUGGGCCACAGUUUUAUGACAGUGUUUCAGAUUAUUUAUUUGAUUGUUGUUUACACAACGAUUUAACUACUGUUUUUUUAAAAAGACUUUGUGGUGUUUUAAAAACAAAAGUUGAAAAAAUUUUUAGUGACUUUCUGUCAGGUGGCAAAUAUUUUAAUGUAAAUCCAGAUGUUUUAUCAGAAUGUUCAUCAUGUAUUUCAAACAACAUAUGUUUAGAGAGACUUAUGGGACAAUUAGACUUUAGUUUGAAAACAGGACCAACUUCCAGUAUAAAUACCAUUGAAAGUUCUAUCAUUUUUAAUGACAACAAAACAAGUGAGUGGUUAACAGAAAAGGAUGACUCUGAAAGACAAUUAAUAAUAGAAAAUGCCAGGAAAGAAAAUAAAAAAUUCAUGGAAUUACAGAAAGAAAGAAAAAUUAAAUUAUAUGAAGAACAUUUAAAAAUUUUAAAAGAGAAAGAAGAAGAAACAAAGAGGAAGAGAGAGAGACAGACAGAGGCUGUUGAUAAGGCAAUAGAAGACAUGAGAGAACAUGGGAUUUGGGAGAGCAGAGAGAUUAUCGAAAAAGAAGUAGAGAAGUUGAAAACAAAAAAAGAGAAAUUACAGGCUUUAAAAACACAGAUUAAUAUGUAUAAAAAAACUCAUGUUUUACCAGCAUAUCACAUGCUACUCAACUCUAAAAAGGCAUACAGUGAAACAUGUUUUUAG
Messenger RNA from Saccostrea echinata, 2103 nucleotides. RefSeq lists its product as uncharacterized. The record is from RefSeq and is a predicted model, not a curated record. The transcript is spliced from 3 exons. The coding region runs from base 1 to 2103 and encodes 700 amino acids. Lineage: Eukaryota; Metazoa; Mollusca; Bivalvia; Ostreida; Ostreidae. Gene Ontology annotation, molecular function: 3'-5'-RNA exonuclease activity.